Paramuricea clavata is the source of this 4267-nucleotide messenger RNA. NCBI's taxonomy places the organism in Eukaryota, Metazoa, Cnidaria, Anthozoa, Malacalcyonacea, Plexauridae. The record is from the annotation of a GenBank genome assembly.
AUGAUCUUUAGACAGCAGUCAACUACGCACAUUUGUCUCCGAGCACGGAGCCAUGACAGCGGGGUUCUCCGGCCAAUUGCUGCUGUAUCAAACAACGUGGUAGUCGCUGUUCCAGCCAGCCUGCGAUGUCACUGCAAUGGCAAGGGCCUUUCUCUGAUGGUAUAUAUACAACAUUAUAGUAUGCUUUUAUAUUUUUAAUAAACCCUCGCUUACGCUAUCAAGUAUACGUGCUAGUGAGUUUGAAAUACGCGUACAUUGUGGUAGAUUGCUAGCCUUCAAACGGCUGGUAUUUCUCCGCUAUAAUAGAAGUAUAACCGGGACAUCAAUAUAGAUAGUGGUACAUUGUCGCUAGCCUAAAGGCAUAACCCACUUAUAGGUAAAAUAUCACACCAAAGAGCGACAGUUCUAACGAAGGCUUUCGCUUGCAGGGUUCAACCUUUUGUAUAAGCACAUAUAUGAAUUACUUUUAAGUGAAGUAACAGGAUUUUUCGAGCAAACUUAAGCUUGUUCAAUUUUUGAACGAAACUUAUUUACUCUUGCAACAUCCGAAACUGUAUUUUGUUCAAAGGAACCUUGCCUUGGAAAUUGUUGUAGUGUUAUUAGUAUUCAUAUCAAUGUUUUGUGAUUAGGAAUUGCAUGAAUGGUUAAUAUAUAUGUCAACUGAAAUGGUCUUGACACGGACCGUAGUAUAUUUGUCGGUAACAGCUUAGUUGUGGAGUGUACAAUUUUGUACGAAAAGUUCAGCACGUAAAACAAAUUAUAAUUUUGCGCAUAUGUUACGUCGCUAUUUUAUGUUGUUAUUUAUUGAAACCGAAGGUCGAAGGCCGAUUUUUUACUUCGAUUUCGCAUAGCUUAUUCUCAGAAAAAUCUGGUAUGGUGGCCCAUAAGAAUAAAAAUAAUACGAUAUAUAGCAUAUACUAUAUAAUAUACUUAUUUUGUACCUGGGAGUCUUGUAUUAUUGUCUCGAAUAUACCUUACAAUUUCGUAUUUGGAUGAGCGCGCACGCUAAAUUAAUUUACUGCAAUGCAAAUUUGACACUAGAGCAACAAAUCUGUGACCCAUCACUAGCAAAUUGAGUUUACGAGUUUGCGGUAAAGACUAAACUAUGUCAGUUCAUAAUGUAAUUUUUUUCCUCAGUUUAAACAGUUUAAAAGUCUAAUACGCGGCUGUAUAAACUUCCUGAGUUCCCUAGACUAGACGGCGGAUAGCGUAUUUUUAUAUGCACGCCUUAUUUUUUUAAAUUACUUAUAACGAAUGGGUUUAUACUUUAGUGGAUAAGUGGCGAAGUGGCUAGCGCCAUUGCCGCUCUAUAAUCAAGUUUAAGUGUCUUGGCCACAAAUAAACCAGUCUGAAAAGUUUACAAAUUAAAUUAUUGUAUAAUCUGUGGUCGUCAUGCACUGUCUUCAAACUGCACGCAUUCAUCUUCUAAGAUUAAGGUUUAGCAUUGCUAAGAUGUGUUCGAAAAUAGAGAAGUAUCGUUGAAUCACUGGCAAUGAAGAAUCUCGGAUGAGCCAUACAUAUAUGAUCAUUAUAUACAGAUACAGUCAGUGAAAAAUCUGUGCGUUUCAUAUCGUUGCUGGCUAAUUAAUGUCUAAUAUGAUAUUCAACAGUCAAUUUCAUCGAGCCUUUGGCUUUGAAAUACACAAACAAGCAUGGAAAGUAUACAUUCAGUUUCGUGGCUAUAUUCUCGCAUUUCUCUCAAGUAUAGACACACAAAAGUCUAGAAUUCUUAGUCCAGAAUUCACUCGAAAGUCCAGAAGACCUACAAUUCAUUAGUGCUAUAGUUAUUUGAGCAAGAAUCUAUGCCAGAGUACAGAUGUAUAUUGUAAGAUCCCCUAUAAUAUGCAGCGAAUGGACCUUUCGAUGUUUGAAGUCAACGAGAAUCUUACAAUGAAGCUGAGGAACCCGUGUUUCAGGACACCUAUACACAUAGCCAACCGUUUGAAGUAGCUAGAAUAUAUAUAAUAUAUAUACAGAUAACUAUAACCGUGAUGUGAGCUAUUAAACUAGCGAGAAUCAACUAGAAAGGAAUUGCAUUUAAGACUUCCACCUACGCUGGCUAAAAAAAAGAAGUUCACUAAAAGAAGUAGAAUUCCACUGUAGCCGAAAAGGCUAAGACAGUUAUUGAACCGAGAAAUUACCAUAGAACAUUCGUACAAGUCCAUUAACAAAUAGAAUCAUCCGUUUGAAGCCUAAGGAGACAGCAAAAUUUACCACAAUAACGAACGGUUUUUGAAGCCUUCCAGUUUCACCCACACUGUACGAAUUGUAGUGUUUGUAGAAUUCUAUUAAAUGUAGGAAAAGAGUUUAAACUAAGCUUGGAAUUACCACAGAUCUUCCGGGAUCAUACACUCUGUGUACCCUAUAAGGAUCAACUGUUUGAAGUUGACUCGAACGGUUUGAGCCAUAACUCCAGAUUGAACCACCUGAAAAAAAACAAGCAAAACUUCGACGUUUUGAGCCAAGCGAACUUUUCAGGUACUAGUUGAAUGUCUCUUAAUCCGAAGCAUUCUGUUGUUUGAAGUUGAGGCUAGUACAAAAUCUGCCAAUUAACCUGUAAAUGAAGAGCUUUACAACUACACUCAAAAUAACUUGUUAGUCGAAUUAUGUGCAUGCACUAUAUAGGAAGACGAUUAGGUUCUCAGACGUGAUCGGAUGGCUUCACACAGACAUGCUAUUAACUAUUUCCUUCCGUCUAUUUUGCUCCUGUAGGAUCGUUCCUUUUGUGAAGCCGGUACUGCAAAUAUCGCUGCACCUACAUCCACCGUACACAAAUCAACACCACUGGCGAUGCUCGCAGCAACUUGUAGCAAAAUCGGCCAGCAAAGUCCGCCACCAUUGGCAGAGAUUACAGUAGGAAAGAGAUUUCAUCCCUGGAAGACGGACAGCAGCUCUCCGGCGACUAUGGUGUCUGUCGGCGGAAUACCUAAAGAACCGAUGAUGUUUUCGCCAAAUACCUAUACACCGUGCCCACGAACAUUGAGUCACAGACCGGACCUGUGUAGGGCUGGUUAUAGCCUGAACGGGAUUCGUUUAGGGCUAACCGAGAACUAUAAUACUUCACCAGUAGCGAGGAUCCAUGCAUCACCUGACAUGCUGUGUAAUUUACGGUCACCUCAUCAAUGCUCACAUGAAGAGAGCACAUCACCCAAGAUUCCGACACGAUUCGAAGUCCAACAAUCUGGUGGUACAUUCUGGGAUGUUCACGGGGCAGCCUCGAAUUGGCUCGAGCCUCUAUCGCCUACAAACCCACAUCAUAGACUAUCCCAACUGCCAGGCUAUCCCGAGUACCAAUCACCACGGAAUUUACUAACCAGAAACCCUAUGUCUGGUCAGGGUAAUACCUUAUACCCCUCACCCGGUAUGCCCACACCAUUCUCAAGCGAAUCUCAUAAAUCGAGCUUGCCCAUAUACAUCGAUCCACCGACUUAUAUUACUCCAAACCCAGCAAUUAUUCAAGCCAGUCAAGUGAUGGCUAAUCAGAGGUCUACAAGACGGUACACAGGACGAGCGACUUGUGAUUGCCCUAACUGUCAGGAGAAUGAACGCUUAGGAGCGUUGGGCGCUCCUUUUAAGAAGAAGACGCAGCACAGCUGUCAUAUUCCCGGCUGUGGGAAAGUCUACGGUAAAACCUCGCAUCUCAAGGCACAUUUACGCUGGCACACGGGCGAGAGGCCUUUUGUUUGCAAUUGGCUGUUUUGUGGAAAGCGUUUCACGAGAUCUGACGAACUUCAAAGGCACUUACGAACACAUACAGGCGAGAAAAGAUUCGCCUGUCCUGUCUGUUCCAAGCGUUUUAUGCGGAGUGAUCACUUGUCGAAACAUGUCAAGACCCACAGUGGUGGGAAAAAGACUAAUACGGAUAAAAGUCGCGAGGAUGGCGAAGGAUUGGGCAGCGAACAGACAGCCGAGGAUAGUGCACAAGAGAACGACGAGCCUACGAACAACAUUACUGAAUGAUAGCGUGAGUGUCUAUAAAAACACGUCCAAAUAUUUAUCCGUUUCGAUAUGUGUUGCAAGACAGGCGGUAGUUUACUUCAAGAACGUUGAGUUAUCUAGACAACGACAUAAAACGAAUUAACAUUAUUUUCUCACUCUGUUUAUACGGCUGGUGAAAUUCACUUUAUAUUUCGCGCUGGUUCACCAAAACUCGUAAAGAAAACUCGACUUAGCAAAGUACGGUAGGAAAAUAAAUUUCAUGUAUAUUUAUUUGUAAAUUGUUGUAAAUUAAACGUAUCUGGGAUAGAUCUCUCUGAUUUGUUUUCCA